GUCAUCACACCUUUCAUCACGUAUAUAUACCAUACUCCGUAAUCCUCAUAUAUAUCAUAUAUACUUACCCCUUCAUUUCCACGAAACCAAAAGAGGAGGUCAAUCCUUCAUCAAUCUCCUCGCCAUAGAUACGCUAGAAAAGAUACAGAGAAAAGAGAGAAAACCAUGAGAAAGAUAGAGUAGCUCGCCAGGGCGCCUUAAUUAACCUCGCUGCCGGAGUAGAAGAGUCUGCAGGGGUGACUACGGAUCUGCGGGUCUACCCUACACUACAUCAACAUAAGAACUAAGGUCUCCUGGAGCGUGAGAAACCGCCGCCGCUGGAUGCAACGGGACGCCGGAAUAAAGGGAGGACCCACCGAAGAAGAAACCCAGAUGUUCGCCGGACUGCAACGGGACUGCCGCCGAUCGUCAGGACCGCCGCCGCCUGUCUUUGAAGCCGCUGCCGGGGUCGCCAGUUAAAGAAGCUUUCAGCCCGUCACCACUCCGACUUCAAGUCACUGCAGAGGAAGCAAGGAGAAUUCAAGUGAAGACCAAGUUAGAGAUUUUAUUAAGAGGAUUAGGAGCAUCAGGACUUAAGAAUCAUGCCGCCAAGAAGAAACCCCGUUACGACCCCAGCCGUUGAGGAGUUGGCCCAAACUAUUCAACAAAUGGCACGGCAUAUCGGAGCGGCUCAAACCCAGAACAAUGGGAUUGACUACCCUACAAGGGUAGCCGGGCGUAACCCCCCGAAAUAUCUGGGCGAGGAGGACCAUCUUAUCCUGGAGGACUGGGUUCGUACCUUUGACAAACUCUUUGACUCCCUCAACUGCCCGUGGGAGCAACGAGUAAAUAUUGCGGUGUAUUACCUACACCAAGAAGCUGACCACUGGUGGGCCGCCAAUGGACCAACACUUCUCGAGCAACUGGACUUUUGCUGGGAGGACUUCAAAGUAGCACUACGUGACCGUUUCUACCCCGAUCACGUGAAAGAGGCAAAUUACGACGAAUUCGUCAAUUUCAAGCAAGGUGACCUGACUGUUCAAGAGUACCACACGAAGUUCGUCCAAUUGGCUCGUUUCGCCAAAGACCUGGUGUCAACCGAGGGCAGUAUGACACGCAGAUUUGUUAACGGGCUUAACUACGGUGCCCAAAAGUUUGUGACUGUAGCAGAGCCACGAAAUCUGAACGAAGCAUAUAGGAAGGCUGGUAAGUACUACAUGGUACACCAGAAGGAGAGGGAGGCACAUAAGAGGGAUCGAAAGAACGCUGAGGUGGAGCAGCAGCACAAGAAGGCCAGAACUGACCACCCUGAACCCCGACAAAACAAUCAAGGCGGGAGAAUAUUCCAAGGCCAGGGUCAGGGGAGAAACCAGCCUAACCAGACACGGUAUUACAAGUGCAAACUCUGCCCGAACAACCACCCUGGAGCAGAUUGUGCAGGUAAUCCGGUGAAGUGCUACAACUGCAACCUCAUGGGGCAUAGGGCAUAUGAGUGCCGGAAGGAGAAGAGGCCCCAAACCCAGGGCCAAAACCAAGGGAUGUACAAUCAGGGGAAUGGCCAAGCCGGGGGUGGGGGUAAUCACGUUAACAGUAACCGUGGUAACCCCGACACCCGUCCAACGGAAGGCAACCGUAACCAGGGCCAGCAAGGGCAGAACAAUAACCAAGGCCGAAUCUAUGUCAUGAACCAAGCUCAGGCAAAUGCCAACGACGUGGUGUCAGGAAAAUAUAAGGCGAGGAUUCUUUGUGAUGAACAAAAGGUGGUCUUGAGAGGACCCCACAAGAAGCGUGUAUCCUACAAAAUGGUUACAUCUCAGCCGGGCGUGAAGCUGACAACCAUGCAACAAGUCAAACGAUACGUCCGGAAGGGGUAUGAAGUUUACUUAUGCAUGAUCCAAGACUUAACAUCGGAAGAGCCGACCAUUGACCAAAUCCCUGUGGUCAAUGAAUUUCCGGAUGUAUUUCCGGAAGAAAUUCCAGGGAUGCCGCCGGAGAGGGAAGUCGAGUUUUCAAUUGAUCUGAUGCCAGGCACCGCACCCAUUUCGAAGGCACCAUACCGAAUGGCACCAAAAGAAAUGCAGGAACUGAAGGAACAACUCGAAGAACUGUUGGAGAAGGGCUACAUCAAACCGAGUGUCUCACCUUGGGGCGCUCCGGUCUUGUUUGUAAAGAAGAAGGAUGGAAGCUUGAGACUGUGCAUCGAUUAUAGGGAGUUGAACAAAGCAACCGUCAAAAACAAAUAUAUGUUGCCUCGAAUUGAUGACCUCUUUGAUCAACUGAAGGGGGCUAGCACGUUCUCCAAAGUUGAUCUGAGAUCCGGGUACCAUCAAGUGAGGAUUGCUGAGAAAGACACUUCGAAGACAGCUUUUCGAACGAGGUACGGGCACUACGAGUUCACCGUGAUGCCGUUCGGACUAACAAAUGCGCCUGCGGUAUUUAUGGACCUCAUGAACCGUGUGUUCCGACCCUACCUCGACUUGUUUACUAUUGUAUUCAUCGACGACAUCCUGGUGUACUCUAAGACACCAAAAGAGCACGAAGAACAUUUGAGGAUAGCACUGCAAACUUUGAGAGAGAAUCAGCUAUAUGCCAAACUCUCAAAGUGUGAAUUCUGGAAGGAUCGGGUAGCAUUCUUGGGCCACAUCAUCACCCAAGAAGGUGUAUCCGUUGAUCCAUCAAAGAUCGAAGCAGUGUUAGACUGGCCUACACCCACAACCGUGACGGAGGUCCGGAGCUUUCUAGGCUUGGCAGGCUAUUAUCGCAGAUUCGUGAAGGAUUUCUCAAAGAUAGCAAAACCUUUGACUAACCUCACGAAGAAGACCACGAAAUUCAUAUGGGGUGAGGAAUGCAAGAAGGCUUUCCAGGAGCUUAAGAAAAAAUUAACAACCGCACCUAUUUUAACCCUACCAUCCGGUACUGAGGGGUUCGAGGUUUACACCGAUGCUUGUUUGAAAGGGUUGGGUUGCGUAUUGAUGCAAAACGGUAAAGUGGUGGCCUAUGCAUCAAGACAACUGAAGACCCACGAGGUCAACUACCCGACUCAUGACUUAGAACUGGCAGCGGUUAUCUUCGCCUUAAAGCUAUGGAGGCACUAUCUAUAUGGGGUACAAUGUAAAAUUUACACCGAUCACAAGAGCCUAAAGUACAUCUUCACCCAAAAUGAGCUUAACAUGAGACAAAGACGUUGGCUAGAACUCGUCAAAGACUAUGACUUGGAAAUUCAGUACCAUGAAGGGAAAGCAAACGUAGUUGCCGAUGCGUUGAGCCGAAAAUCAACCCACUCCUGCAGAGCAACAUGGAUCCUCCCUAACGAGCUAUAUCGAGACUUUCAGAAGCUAGACUUGGAAGUGCGGGAUGUCGGAGAGGUAGAUCGGGAAACGCGGUUACUCACCAUGACCGUUACCCCAUCUAUUUUCGAUGAAAUUAGAGCAGGGCAGCCUGGAGAUAUAAAGCUAGACAGAAUCCGAGCAGGUAUGACGAAUGGCGUAAACGGACCAUUUGAACUGCACAAAGAUGGUAGCAUUCGACACAAAGGAAGGUGGUGUGUCCCGAUGAAAUGUGAAGAGAUUAAGAAGAAAAUCAUGGAGGAGGGGCACAACACGCCUUACUCGGUACACCCUGGGGGCGACAAACUCUACAAAGACCUCAAACAGAACUUUUGGUGGCCAAAGAUGAAGAAAGAGGUAGCUGAAUUCGUUGCUCGAUGCUUGAACUGCCAGAAGGUGAAAGCCGAACGCUGCAAGCCCAAGGGACUCGUACAACCUUUGGAGGUGCCAAAUAAGAAAUGGGAUUCUAUCUCCAUGGACUUUGUUGGGGGCUUACCCCUAACCAAGUCUGGCAAAGACAAGGUUUGGGUUAUAGUAGAUCGAUUAACAAAGACCGCUCGCUUUAUCCCGAUGAACGAGACAUGGAGCAUGGAGAAGUUAGCUCGCGCUUACAUCGAGUACGUAGUCAAAUACCAUGGAGUUCCACAAGACAUUGUUUCUGACCGUGACUCUAGAUUCCUAUCUCAAUUUUGGAAGGAAUUGCAAGCUGCUCUGAGGACGAAACUAAAGCUGAGUACAGCCUUUCACCCAACCACUGAUGGACAAACUGAGCGAACAAUCCAAACACUCGAGGACAUGCUGAGAGCAUGUAUGCUAGACCUACAAGGGUCAUGGGAUGAGCACUUAGACUUAAUAGAGUUUUCGUAUAACAAUAGCUACCACGCCAGUAUCAAGAUGGCCCCGUACGAAGCUUUAUAUGGUCAAAAAUGUAGAAGUCCGCUAUGCUGGAGCGACUUGACAGACAAGGUGGUGCUAGGACCCGAGUACCUACAUGACACCAUAGAAAAGGUGAAGCUGAUCCAAGCCAGGAUGAAAUCUGCACAAGAUCGUCAGAAGUCUUAUGCAGACCUGGGGAGAAAGUCAGCCGAAUUCAAAGUGGGAGAAAAAGUCCUACUCAAAGUCUCCCCAACGAAGGGAGUAAUGAGAUUCGGAAAGAAGGGAAAGCUAAGCCCGAGAUUCAUCGGUCCGUAUGAUAUCCUCGAGCGAGUGGGACGAUUAGCAUACCGUUUAGCUUUACCCAUGGAGUUGGCUAAGGUACACAACGUUUUCCAUAUUUCACAAUUGAGGAAGUAUGUCCGCGACGAAUCACAUAUCCUUAACCCUGAGGUGGUCGAAUUGGACGAAACAUUGACUUAUGAGGAAAGGCCCAUCCAGAUCCUUGAUACCAAAACUCGUGAAACUAGGAGAAAGUCGGUUAAAAUGGUAAAGGUAUUGUGGUCUAACCACUUGGCCGAAAACGCCACUUGGGAGUCCGACAACGAUAUGCGCAACCGCUAUCCUGAGCUAUUUGACUAAGAGGAGGUCAAUCCUUCAUCAAUCUCCUCGCCAUAGAUACGCUAGAAAAGAUACAGAGAAAAGAGAGAAAACCAUGAGAAAGAUAGAGUAGCUCGCCAGGGCGCCUUAAUUAACCUCGCUGCCGGAGUAGAAGAGUCUGCAGGGGUGACUACGGAUCUGCGGGUCUACCCUACACUACAUCAACAUAAGAACUAAGGUCUCCUGGAGCGUGAGAAACCGCCGCCGCUGGAUGCAACGGGACGCCGGAAUAAAGGGAGGACCCACCGAAGAAGAAACCCAGAUGUUCGCCGGACUGCAACGGGACUGCCGCCGAUCGUCAGGACCGCCGCCGCCUGUCUUUGAAGCCGCUGCCGGGGUCGCCAGUUAAAGAAGCUUUCAGCCCGUCACCACUCCGACUUCAAGUCACUGCAGAGGAAGCAAGGAGAAUUCAAGUGAAGACCAAGUUAGAGAUUUUAUUAAGAGGAUUAGGAGCAUCAGGACUUAAGAAUCAUGCCGCCAAGAAGAAACCCCGUUACGACCCCAGCCGUUGAGGAGUUGGCCCAAACUAUUCAACAAAUGGCACGGCAUAUCGGAGCGGCUCAAACCCAGAACAAUGGGAUUGACUACCCUACAAGGGUAGCCGGGCGUAACCCCCCGAAAUAUCUGGGCGAGGAGGACCAUCUUAUCCUGGAGGACUGGGUUCGUACCUUUGACAAACUCUUUGACUCCCUCAACUGCCCGUGGGAGCAACGAGUAAAUAUUGCGGUGUAUUACCUACACCAAGAAGCUGACCACUGGUGGGCCGCCAAUGGACCAACACUUCUCGAGCAACUGGACUUUUGCUGGGAGGACUUCAAAGUAGCACUACGUGACCGUUUCUACCCCGAUCACGUGAAAGAGGCAAAUUACGACGAAUUCGUCAAUUUCAAGCAAGGUGACCUGACUGUUCAAGAGUACCACACGAAGUUCGUCCAAUUGGCUCGUUUCGCCAAAGACCUGGUGUCAACCGAGGGCAGUAUGACACGCAGAUUUGUUAACGGGCUUAACUACGGUGCCCAAAAGUUUGUGACUGUAGCAGAGCCACGAAAUCUGAACGAAGCAUAUAGGAAGGCUGGUAAGUACUACAUGGUACACCAGAAGGAGAGGGAGGCACAUAAGAGGGAUCGAAAGAACGCUGAGGUGGAGCAGCAGCACAAGAAGGCCAGAACUGACCACCCUGAACCCCGACAAAACAAUCAAGGCGGGAGAAUAUUCCAAGGCCAGGGUCAGGGGAGAAACCAGCCUAACCAGACACGGUAUUACAAGUGCAAACUCUGCCCGAACAACCACCCUGGAGCAGAUUGUGCAGGUAAUCCGGUGAAGUGCUACAACUGCAACCUCAUGGGGCAUAGGGCAUAUGAGUGCCGGAAGGAGAAGAGGCCCCAAACCCAGGGCCAAAACCAAGGGAUGUACAAUCAGGGGAAUGGCCAAGCCGGGGGUGGGGGUAAUCACGUUAACAGUAACCGUGGUAACCCCGACACCCGUCCAACGGAAGGCAACCGUAACCAGGGCCAGCAAGGGCAGAACAAUAACCAAGGCCGAAUCUAUGUCAUGAACCAAGCUCAGGCAAAUGCCAACGACGUGGUGUCAGGUACAUUCCUUGUAAAUUCCACACCUGUUCAUGUACUAUUUGAUUCGGGUGCAUCUCACAGUUUUAUAUCCUCAAAACUUGUGGAAAAGUUAAAGUUAGAACCUACCGCUACACUCAAUCUUAAUGUAAAAACAGCAUCUAAUAAAGUUGUAGCUUGCGGGAGUGUUUUCUCCAAUGUUUCUAUAGUCAUAUCUGAUACCGAACUACCCGGAGAUCUAAUCCAAUUUGACUUGGAGGAUAUUGACGUGGUGUUGGGAAUGGACUGGCUAGGAAAAUAUAAGGCGAGGAUUCUUUGUGAUGAACAAAAGGUGGUCUUGAGAGGACCCCACAAGAAGCGUGUAUCCUACAAAAUGGUUACAUCUCAGCCGGGCGUGAAGCUGACAACCAUGCAACAAGUCAAACGAUACGUCCGGAAGGGGUAUGAAGUUUACUUAUGCAUGAUCCAAGACUUAACAUCGGAAGAGCCGACCAUUGACCAAAUCCCUGUGGUCAAUGAAUUUCCGGAUGUAUUUCCGGAAGAAAUUCCAGGGAUGCCGCCGGAGAGGGAAGUCGAGUUUUCAAUUGAUCUGAUGCCAGGCACCGCACCCAUUUCGAAGGCACCAUACCGAAUGGCACCAAAAGAAAUGCAGGAACUGAUGCCAGGCACCGCACCCAUUCCUUUCCACCUUAGAGUCAAUUUGAGUGAAAAAUGAUAUCAUACUGAAAGAAGGAAGCAGAAUCUCAAAGUGGUCCAGGAGGAAAAGUUGAAGAGCACAAAAUACAGAACAAGACAGACAAAAAACCUCACAGGCGCCCAAAUAGGCGCCCAGAUUGGCCGCCUACCAGGCCGCCUACGCUAUUUUUGGAAAGUCAGCAUUUUGGAAUUUUGAUCGGACCGGAGAAGACCGAAGGCUGCCGACACUAGACGGAAGGCGGCCACCUUCGGUGACCGCCUGCGGCACAAGGCGACAAACCAACCACCGGCUGGUGGGAUUUGACAGAAGGCGGCCAGACAGGAACGGCAGGUGGCCGCCUUCUGGACCGCCUGCGGCGGAUGACAAGACCGGCGCGUCACGCCCUGUCGGUGACGUGACGGACGGUGGCCGGAUCCAGACGGACGGCGGCUGCCUGGUUGGCCGCCUACGGUAUUUUUGCUGCUAUAAAUAGCCCGAUUUUUUCUGAACUCAAACACACCUCUUCCAACCCUAAUUUAGUUCAAAAAGUUCCAGUUCUUCAGCCAUUUCCGAGCUCCAAGCUAUUUUUUGGAGAGAGAAACUUCAAAUCUCCAUAUCUUCUUCAUUUUAGCUUCAACUUGUAAGUUCUUUAUAUGUAUUUUCAUCUUCUCAACGAGUAGAAUCUGAAUCUGUGCUUUGUUUUCUCGAUCUGUUCUUUGAAUUUUUCCAGAAUAUUUAUCUAGUAUUUCGCAUUUUCUUCCAUAAAUUAAAUAAAAUAGUUGUUGAUGUUGAAUUCAUUCCAAUUAAUUAUAUAGUUGUUCACUAGCCUCAAGGUUGUUAUUUAUCUGAAGAAAGUUAAUUUUCACGAAGUGAAAGUAAUUUUUAAUUAAUUUCGGUAAUUAGUUGUUAUUAUUGCAUAAAUUAAAUUAAUUACAAAAAAAUAGAAAAAAAUAGUAUCGGCCCUAAUUCCAGUUUAUUUCACUGUAAUAUCACCCCAGUAGUCAAUAGAAAAUUUAGAACGAAUUUAGCCUAUUUUUAAUUGCCUUUUGUAUUUUAUAGUUAAAAGUGGGAAAUUUAUCAAUUAAUUGUUAAAAUUGGAUUUUAGGUUUGAAAAUUCGUGAAAAAAUCCAGAAAGUCAUAUUGUAGUUCCAGAGAGUUUAUUUUGACAAUAUCUUAUUUUUGUUUAAUUUUUGCUAUUAUACAUGUUUAAUUCCUUGUUAAUGUUUAUUUAUUUACCAUAUUGUUGAAUGCAAAAAAAAUGUUUAGUAGCUAAAUUUGUUUUGGGCAUGAAUUGAGUAAAGGAAUAUGGAUUGACUUGUUAGCCGAAAAUUAGGGGUUAAAUUAAUUAAUUGAUCUAGUUAUUCAAUUUGAUGAAUUAGUAAUUAAUAAUUGUUAGCCUAAUUUCAUUAAUUAAAUUUUGGAAAAUUAUUUCUAACUUGUCUAUGAGAUUAGAAAGUAAUUUGAGCCAACUUUAUUCAAGCACAUUAAUAAGUUCUAGAAAUAGGAUAAUUUUAAUGAAAUGGAUUUACAUCUUGUCUAUGAGAAAUAAAUUCAAUUUGCUUAAAUAAUGAAUUUAAUUAGUUAAUGAAUUUGGCUAUUUUUAUUAAUUAAAAUUUUGGAGAAUUAUUUCUGCCUUGUCUAUGAGAUUAGAAUUUAAUUCAAACCAACCAUUUUUGAAUACAUUAAUGAAACCUAGAAAUAGGAUAAAUUAAUGAAAGUAAUUUCUAUUCUUGUCUAUGAGAAAAGAAAUUAUUAGUCCAAUUUUAGUUUUAAAUUCCCCUAAUUACUAGGUCCAAGAAUAUAUCCAUUUCCAAUUACUCAAUUCAUUGUCCUUACUUGCCUCAAUCUUUUCAUUAAUCUUUAGAAUAUUUGAUCUUAAAUCUUUAGUUGAAAUUUGCUCCUAGUAUAAUUGUGCAAAUUGACCUAGUCUAGAACACAAUCACCUUUUUGUAUUGAAAAAGCUUCCAACAAUUAGCGAUAGUCCGUGACUAAGACUAAAUUAAGAAAACUCCUCCGCCAUUCCUCAAGAGACACGAUACUCGGGGAAAAACCGAAUUUACUACAACGCCGCGUAAGCGGUUAUCAAAUGGCGCCGUUGCCGGGGAAUGACACGGUAAUUUCUUAAUCUAGUUCUAGCAUAGGUGAAUUCUAGUUAGGGAAACUUUUUCGCACUUGCAACAUUUGUAUAAAGAUUUCAGGAUAAAUGAAUGCACACCCGCUCUAAAGGAGUGGAAGGGCUACUUGAACUUAAUCCUGAACCUGAACGAACUUUGUGGAAAAAUCUUUUGAUCCACAAGAAACCAAUCAUGACGGACCAAAAGACGGUGUUGCAAAACCUCACGCUAAGCUUCAUCGAGGAUGAUAGCUUAAGCGCACCAACAAUAGAGGCGGCCAACUUCGAGAUAAAACCCGCCAUUAUCAACAUGAUGUCUAAUCAGCAAUUUGGCGGGUCCAAACAAGACGAUCCCAGGACCCACAUGUUGUGGUUCACCAGAGCGUGCCAAAUAUUCCGCUUCAACGGAGUGACUCCCGACGCCGUAAAAUUGACCCUAUUUCCUUUCUCACUUCGAGAUAGGGCAUCUCUGUGGUUGGAUAGCUUUCCAACAGGACAUUUCACGAUAUGGGCAGCACUACACCAGGCGUUCAUGCAAGAGUACUUUCCUCCGUCGGCGGUUGCUAAAAUCAAAACAACAAUCCAAAAUUUUAGGCAAUUCCCGACGGAAUCAUUAAAUGAAGCAUGGGAGUGCUUCAAGGAUAUGAGAAACAAGUGUCCACUCACACUGAUGGACCCUAGCAGCUUGAUGUUCCAUUUCUAUAAUGGGCUUCAAGUUGGAAGCGAAAAAGAGCUUGAUUUCUCUUCGCAGGUGGGGUCGUUCCUUGAGAUGGAACCCGACGCCAAUGAAGCUCUGGUGGAGAAGGUCACUUCCAACGCAAGAUACUGAUAGGACAUCUCUAUGGUUGGAUAGCUUUCCAACAGGACAUUUCACGACAUGGGCAGCACUACACCAGGCGUUCAUGCAAGAGUACUUUCCUCCGUCGGUGGUUGCUAAAAUCAAAACAGCAAUCCAAAUCUUUAGGCAAUUCCUGACGGAAUCAUUAAAUGAAGCAUGAGAGCGCUUCAAGGAUAUGAGAAACAAGUGUCCACUCACAUUGAUGGACCCUAGCAGCUUGAUGUUCCAUUUCUAUAAUGGGCUUCAAGUCGGAAGCAAAAAAGAGUUUGAUUUCUCUUCGCAGGUGGGGUCGUUCCUUGACAUGGCACCCGACGCCAAUGAAGCUCUGGUGGAGAACGUCACUUCCAACGCAAGAUACUGGUACGAUGAAAGAACUCCCGUGGCCACAAAUAAGGCUAUCUUGAAGUGGACCAACUCAUGGCCUUAACCGCAAAGAUUGAAGGGUUGGUGGUGGAAGUGAAAAAUCUGAAAGGCUAAAACAAUCACACCAAGCAGGUCAACCACGUUGGCGCUGCCCCGAAUCAACAACCAUCCCGAUACUUUGGGAACUCAAACUCUACCCCACACUCAUCACAAUUUAAUGUUUAUUCACCUGUUUCUAACUCUACUGAACUUGUACUCUCCUGUGAGAUAUGUUUUGGUCCGCAUUUGACCAAUUCAUGUCAAUUAGUUGAUGAUUGUAAUGCAAGUAACAACAGGGAGAUAAACAUACUGGAAUAUGGCCGAACAAAACAAGAAGGGAACUAGUAAAAAAAUGGCUUAUAGUGACAUUUAAUUAGUGUCACUAAACAAUUUAGUGACACUCUGAAAGUGUCACAGAAAAGUGGGGCUAGUGACGCUAAAUUUUGUGUCACCGUUAACAAGUCACUUUGGUGUCACAAAAUUAUGACAUAUAAACAUCAUAGAGAUCUGUGAUAUAUACGUAACAAGGAUUUUUUUGAUACCUUGGCAUCAUGCUUUUUAGUGAUAUACCGACAUCAACAAAUAUAAUGAUACUAAUACACAUUCAAAUUUUGUGAUGGUUUGGUGUCACUAACCCCACUUUUCUGUGACACUUUCAGAGUGUCAUUAAAUCAUUUAGCGACACUAAUUAUAAGUGUCAUUAUAUCUUGCGUUCAUGAUAGAUUAGUUUCAUUACUUUAUAGUU
Messenger RNA from Cuscuta europaea, 11180 nucleotides. NCBI's taxonomy places the organism in Eukaryota, Viridiplantae, Streptophyta, Magnoliopsida, Solanales, Convolvulaceae. The record is from the annotation of a GenBank genome assembly.